Molecule: messenger RNA, 537 nt
Organism: Neurospora hispaniola
Lineage: Eukaryota; Fungi; Ascomycota; Sordariomycetes; Sordariales; Sordariaceae
Exons: 1
Coding region: 101-430 (109 amino acids)
Source: RefSeq, a predicted model, not a curated record
CAACGACACAUCAUUCCCCGGCACUUGCAACUUCAUUGUCCCACCCCAGUCCCUGGCCCAGAACCGCACUGCAUCUCUCUCGUCAUCAUCCUGCAGAGCCAUGCUGCCUUGGCUGGGCAAUCAAGAUGAGCCUUGGAUUACGAAGGUCCGGGUGCGAGUACCGAAGCAUGAUUUGCCUAGUACUCUGCUUGCUGUCCUGAUUCUAAUUGGGACGCCGGGUUCACGACUACUCGCGAGGCACCGUGAGAGGGUGAGUAUGUAUCAGGCUUUGCCUACUGCUGCGCAUUGUCGGCGCGGAACGCCUGAUCCGGCACACAAGACUACUAGUCACACAUUGAAUUCAAUGAGUGAGUGUGCCGCAAAAUGCGCAGCUCGUCAACGAUUUUCAAAACAAGAACUUCAAGCCACCAGAUGUGAGGCUGUCUCUUGAUUGGCCUUGAUCAUGGGACGAGCCGUCUACGCAGUACUUGGUGGUCUCACCCGGAGGACUUUUGACCAACCAGGACAUCCCUCUGAUCAACUCGCCAGACAGGGGAU